Molecule: messenger RNA, 2067 nt
Organism: Vicugna pacos (alpaca)
Lineage: Eukaryota; Metazoa; Chordata; Mammalia; Artiodactyla; Camelidae
Source: RefSeq, a predicted model, not a curated record
AUGGCUCUGAACGCUAUAAAGAUGGCCGACCGUCAGCACUUCGCCGGGCGCUACAGGCUGGUCCCGGGGUUUGGCGAAGCUGCAGCACUCUGGAGCGCGGCUCAGCUACGUGGCCGGGUGAGAGCUCGGGAAGGCACCUGCGACGGCAGCGGCGCUGACAGAACUGCACCCCGCGCCCACCUGCAGCGGACUCACCUCUCUGGGGACCUGGGACCAGGAACCCGGAGCCAGGGCCGGGGGCGGGGCAGAAGCCGCUUGUCACGGACACUCCCACUGGCGGCUGAGGAACUACGUACGCUACGGGAGGGCCCGCCUCCUCCCAAGAGGGAUUGGCUCUUCGAGGCGUUCUCUCUGGCCUAUUGGCUGCUGGGUCUGUCGAUGCUGGCGAGAACGGCGCAGUGCACUCCGGGAGUUGUAGUCGGCUGGUACGACUUGCGAGCAAGCGCAGUGGGUUCGCUGCAGCCAGGUUCCCGGCUCAGACUUCUAGCCCCGCUGCUGAGCCAGCUUGGGGAGUCGGGAAUCCGCGCGUCCGAUUCUGGGAAGGACUUGAAAGUGCCUAAUAAGGAGACAGCCCCUUUGGGAGCAGCCAGAGAAUCACCGAGAUCCCACCUGGAAAAGGGGCUUCAUCCGGAGGUAUGGACCGCAGCGGGGUCCCGGAGCUCACACCAGAGACCAUGGGAACAGGCAGAAGCCUGGUUCACCCCGCAGGUUCCCAGGAACCUUCCUCAGAAGAGGGGCCUUGGACGCCAGGAGACAGGUGCUGUACUCUGCCCAGCCGGGGCUCAGGGACCAGUCGCGUGUGAGGACAGAGCCGUAUCCGUCCAUCAGGAAGGACAGGUGCACCUUGGCCCUACACAGAGGGCCCUGUGCAGGGAUGCUACACAGAAGAAUGACAGAAAUGCCUCACUGGGUAAGGGCGUACACUGGGUCUAUGGAGAGAACAAGACACUCCUGGCCAUUCCAAGUUACUCUCAGUUUUAUGAAAAACCCCAGACCAAUCAGCAGAACAGCCAGAUCUACAGGGUCAUGGUGGAACGACUCCAGGAGUAGGGGUUUCUGUGGACCCCAGGGCAGAGUUGCACCAAGUUUAAAAGCCUGCAGUUGAGUUACUGCAAUAUGAGGACAGGCUACGUGCCUGAACCUUGUAUCCUUUACAAGGAAACGGGUGCCCUUUCAAGCUCCUGGGCCUCUGAACCUACUAUGGCAAGUGACGCUGUUCCUGGCCAAGAGGGAAGUGAUGUCGAGGCUGGAAAGCUAAGCCAGCAGAAUGGGGAGCCCACAGAGGUUAGAGAAGGUACCACUAUGGAUGGUGCAGGCGGGGGAAAAGACUUCAGGGAUCCCGGCCAGGAAGUUAGGAGGGCUGGCCUGCCAGACCUGUUCCCAAACAGAUGUGGUUUUGAGAUCAAGAAAGAGAAUCUGAAAUGGGACGAUACAGAGGAAGCAGAAAUGAACAAGCCUCUUCAGAGAAAGUCUAGUGACAUUUUCUGGCACUCUGAGCCAGCCCCCAAACGGAAAAAGCUUCUAAACGUCACAAAUGUGGGAAAAGCUUUAGCUGAGGUUCUUGUUUGACAUCAAAGAAUCCACACAGGAGAGAAGCCGCACAAGCGCACUGAGCGUGGGAAAGCCUUCAGGGAUCAUGCCAGCCUCACUGCCCGCCUGGUGACUCACACAGGAGAGAGAUCCUGCCGCUGUGGGGCAGGUGGGAAAAGCUUCACCCAGAGCUCCGGCCUCACUGGCCACCAGAGGACCCGCACUGCGGAGAAGCCUCAUCAGCGCACUGGCUGUGGGGAGAGAUUCAACAACAGUUCCCAGUUUAGCACUCACUGGGGAGUCCACACUGGGGAGAGCCCGUACAGGUGUGGGCAGUGUGGGAAAAGCUCCAACAGCUGCUCCCACUUCAGUGCCCGACCAGAAAACCCACACCAGUGCUCUCAGCGUAAGAAAAGCUUCAGUAAGAACUCUGCCCUCAUUCGCCAUCAGUGGGUACACAUAAAAGUGGUACACACAUCACGGGAAGGAAGAGACACACUAGGAGUGUGCAGGAAACCUGACAGAUCGAUUCCUUAG